AUGUUUACCGAAAGCAAUGCAUUCAACGCAUGGUUUAGCUCUUCAUUAUCACCGCAACCGUCGCGAAGACACCACAACCGUAACAAUCGCCCACUCGUUGGGGCAUUAGAGGCGCUCGUUGUCGGGCGCAUUGGUUCCGGAAGAAUGUCUUCGCGAAUGCCGGGCAAUGCGAUGAAUCCGCUGAACAUGGCGUGUGUGCCGCCAGCGAUGCCCGCAAUGCCGUCGCCGCUCAUGUGUUCAAUGCCUGCCAUCGUUCCGGCCAUGAAUAUCGGCGGCGGCGGUGCUGUCGGCGGUGGUGUUGCCGGCGCUGACCAGUGGUCUGCCGUUUGGACGACUCCACCGAAUGCCUAUCAAUUCAAUUACCCGUUGAGUCACCAGUCGUUGUCGGCGGCGAUGGCGGGCCAACCCGUGCCAUACGUGAUGAAUGGUUUCGCCAACACGUGGAACACUAUUCCAGUGAUGAGACCGCAGAUGAACGCGUUUAUGGCCACCAAUCGGGCCGACAAUCAUAUGUUCAAUCAUAUGAAUGGUAUCGGGAGUCAGACUUCCGUGCCAUCGAUCCAUCAAAGAUAUGCCACUAAUUGUGAUAACAAUAACUCUACUAAUAAUAACAAUUGUACGCAAACUUCACAACAGAUGAACGCACGGAACAAGUCUUUCGAUGUCGUCGACAGUCACUCAUCCCGUCAUACUGUGUCCGCAGAGCCAGAGUCAAAGAGGAAGCGACGCUCAGACAGUAAGUCAACGGCCGAUGAAUCGUCCAAAGGAGUCAACAACGAAGACAUGAAACCCAGAGUGAGAGCGAAUGAGACGACAGAUAAGAAGCCGACGACGCCUUCUUCGGCACCGAAGAAAGAGCCAAAUCCUAUAAUCGCUGAAACGGAACAGAUAUUCACCAAACCUAUCGACUGGUGGCGCUGUUCACCCGCCGAUCUCUUCUAUGAGCCACAGCGGGACAGCUCGGAGUCGAUGACCGCCACUAAACGGCUCAUCGAUUUGCGCGAUAAGUUUCGGUACGAAUUGUUGGAAAGGAGUGAACGAGCGCUUCAACACAAACCAAAGUUUGAACCCCCGGUGCGAACCAUACGACUAAAAGUCCCCAAAACCGUGCCGACGAGCAGUGAUUCCUCCAGUUGUGAAAGUGAUAGCAACGAUGACGACUGCGAAGACACCGCUUACGAAGAAUUGCAGCGAAAGAAAAGACAUCCAUUGAGACUACACGAAGAGUUGUGGUAUAACGACGCCGGAGAGAUGAACGACGGCCCGCUCUGCCGGUGCAGCGCGAAGGCCCGCAAAACCGGCAUUCGUCACGGCAUAUACCCGGGCGAAGAGCAUCUGCCGCUUUGCGACCCGAACGGCAACAAUCGGCACCGUUUGCAUCACUAUCGGGUGGCCAUUACGCCCAACACUAACUUCUUGACCAAAUUCCCGACAGUAAUCCCACACGACGGCCACGACUUUGUGUUUGAGGGCUAUUCGCUGCUCUCGCACUGGCCGUUGACUAAUCCCAUCCCCUGUAAAGUGAUUCGCUUUAACAUCGAAUAUACGGUCACUUUUGUUGAGGAGAAGUUUCCCACAAAUUUUUCGGUCUUAGAUUUGGAGUUUUUUACACGUUUUGUGUUCAAUGAGAUCCUAGAGUUAGUGGAUCUCAACUUUAAGGCCCAUAUGGAGGGCGACGACGGGUGUCCGCGCUUUCACUUUUUGCCCCGUUUUUCCCGCCUCUUGGAUGAGAACGGAAAAGAGUUGCUAUCACUCAAUGUGGUCCUCCAGUACUUGUUGAACAACAAUCGGCUCAUCAUCGAUGAGAACCGUUUGGAUGAAUAUAAGGGCAUGAGUGGCGACGAGUGGCAGUCAUUUGCCAAACAUCUGAAGGGAAUGAUUGUCUCUUAUCCGGGAAUGAAGCCGUCGUCUCUGCGCGUCGAUCAGAUCGAUAGGGAAACCGACGAUUUGAUCGACGGUAAGGUCGCUGCCGGCGAUCUCAGUGACGAUCAACAGACCGGCGAAAACGAUGGUAACAGCGAGAAGAGUAGUGGCGAUGGGUUUCCUGUGAUCGUUCACUUUGGUAUACGUCCGCCGCAACUGAGUUACGCCGGGAAUCCUAAAUACCAGAAGGCGUGGAGGGAUUACGUGAAGUUUCGACACCUGUUGGCCAACAAGAAGAAGGUCUCAUACAUUGACAAACAGACACUCCUUCAGAAGGAGGAGAAGCUGCAGGAGAUGCGGAUGAAGAGCGACUUAAAGCGCGACGUGACUCAGCAAAGGCUUCUNAACUUCGGCACUAAUCCAGACCACGCGCGCAACGCGUUGACGAACUGCGGUAUACGUCAACCGCAAUACGGCGACCGACGCGUCCACUUCAUGAACACUAGGAAACGGGGCAUUAAUAUGUUGAUCAAUAUUAUGUCCCGAUUUGGGUGCAACGAAGAGACCACUUCUAACAUCAACCACAAUGAAAGGCUUGAGUUCUUGGGCGACGCUGUCGUCGAGUUUAUGUCAUCCAUUCAUUUAUACUUCAUAUUCCCGGACCUCGAAGAGGGAGGUUUGGCUACAUAUCGGGCGGCACUCGUCCAGAAUCAACAGUUGGCUGUUUUGGCUAAAAAACUGCAAUUAGAAAAGUUUAUGCUUUACGCUCACGGAUCAGAUCUGUGCCACGAUCUUGAACUUCGACACGCGAUGGCCAACUGUUUCGAGGCAUUAAUGGGCGCCUUAUUCCUCGACGGAGGGGUUGAAGUGUCCGAUCGGAUCUUCUCGAACACACUGUUUGGCGACGAACCGCCACUUCUGGACGUUUGGAUCAAUUACCCGAAACAUCCGCUCCAGAGUCAGGAGCCGACCGGCGAUCGGCAUUACAUCGAAACCAUUCCGCGUCUGAAGGAAUUGAUUAAAUUUGAAGACAUCACUGGUAUUGAGUUCUCACACAUCCGACUCCUGGCGCGUGCCUUCACUCACCGCAGCGUCGGUUUCAAUAACUUGACGCUCGGCUCUAAUCAACGCAUGGAGUUCUUGGGCGACACUGUUCUCCAGUUGGUUGCGUCGGAAUAUCUGUAUAAGUACUUCCCGGAGCACCACGAGGGACACCUGUCGCUACUCCGGAGCUCAUUAGUCAACAACAAGACUCAGGCGGUGGUGUGCGACGACUUAGCCAUGACGUCGAUCGCCAUCUAUAACUACGCGAAGGGCGAACUCAAGACGAAGGACAGGGCGGACCUGUUGGAGGCAUUCCUGGGCGCCCUAUAUGUGGACAAAGGGUUGUUGUUUUGCCGUACGUUUUGUGAGGUGUGUUUCUUUCCUCGUUUGGAGCACUUUAUUAUGAAUCAGGACUGGAAUGACCCGAAAUCAAAGCUCCAACAGUGCUGUCUCACACUCCGCUCCGUCGACGGCGGAGAGCCAGACAUUCCUGUCUAUAAAGUGAUUGAAUGCAGAGGUCCGACGAAUACACGCGUUUAUGUGGUGGCCGUCUAUUUCCGUGACCAACGGUUGGCCACCGGAACGGGUCAUAGUAUACAAGAGGCCGAAAUGAAUGCCGCCUCCAAUGCAUUGGAAUCAUCCAGAGAAUUAUUUCCACAAUUAAGUCAUCAAAAGAAAGUGAUAGAAAGAAGUGUCAAAUCAGUCAAAACUCAAUUCAAGACAUCGCGAGAGAAACGCCGCGAAAAGUAUAAGAAAUGCGAUUCCAAUCGAAACAGAGAUCAUAAGGAAAGAGACAAAAAAACAUUAAGACAUUCACUCCGCGCUCUCGACAAGUGA
Medioppia subpectinata is the source of this 3744-nucleotide messenger RNA. The record is from the annotation of a GenBank genome assembly. NCBI's taxonomy places the organism in Eukaryota, Metazoa, Arthropoda, Arachnida, Sarcoptiformes, Oppiidae.